CGGGUUAUAGGGUUUUUAUCAUUAUGUACUAAUCUUAAUAGGUAUCACAUCGUGAGAAUUAUUUUUAGAGUUGGUGUUAUAGUGUUAAUGUGACUUCCAAUAUAACCUAUUUUUAACUCUCACAGAAUAUUCCAUUUGAAAAACAGUUAACGGAACUCUAAGAAUAAACGUUUUGAAUACAUCACAUAAAAUUAGUUUCGUCGUAAGUACUUUUUCGGCAAACUGUUUACCAAGACGGUCGUUAAAAAAUAAUAAUAAUUUUCAGAACCCUGUUUAAAAUUAGCGAUAUUUCAAUAAUAUCCCCUCUAUAUAAGUGUGAUUUAAACGGCAUUCAUCGACUUACCCGUAUCAUCAAGCUAGUUCACUUCAGAAACCGUUCAACUGAUCAGAAAACUAUGAAAACCUCAAGAGAUAGAAACAUUUUGUUCCAAAUUAUGUGUUUAGGGUUAAUCGGAAUUUUACUUUCCGUCUCCGUGGCUGGCGAAAAGUCUGACGUUUCCCGGUAUGACUUAAAUGACAUCUUGGAUGCUUUACCUACGACUGUGUGGGGAAUGAUAAAUCUGGCUAAAGAAAAGUUGAAAGGAACACUUCAGACACCUGAAAACAAGCCAUGUGUCAACACAACAAUGUUUACAGACUGUGCAGAUCUGAGGUUGAGAGGCUAUGUUGAAAGUAACCGGAUCUACUCUAUCUGGCCACGGUUCUUAAACGAACCAAUUGAGGUUGUAUGUGACAUGGAUACCGAAGGUGGUGGAUGGACGAUAAUCCAACGUCGCGGAUACUACAAAGAAAACCCCCAGGUUUUCAAUCGAUCGUGGUACCAAUACAGUAUUGGAUUUGGAUCGCUGAGCGAAGAUUUUUGGCUCGGAAACAAUAAAAUAUUUGCCUUAACUAACCACAAGGAUGUGGAGCUUAGAGUGGAUUUAGAAGAUUUCUCCGGAAAAACAGCCUAUGCUAAGUUUUCAUAUUUUGUUGUGUUGAGUGAGAGGAUGAAAUACCAGAUGUUUCUUGGCUCCUAUAAUGGCGAUGCCG
Limulus polyphemus (Atlantic horseshoe crab) is the source of this 1032-nucleotide messenger RNA. RefSeq names its product techylectin-5B-like. The annotation marks the transcript as partial. The record is from RefSeq and is a predicted model, not a curated record. Lineage: Eukaryota; Metazoa; Arthropoda; Merostomata; Xiphosura; Limulidae. The transcript has 4 exons.